UAAGCCACCCCACAGGAGGUCAGUGGGUUCCUUUGAGGCUCCUGGUCAUGCUCCUGACUCUGAGAUCAAAUGUACCUGGCCCUGGGGUGGUCUUGUGCCUUUCUCUCAGAGAGCUGUGAGUCAGAUGACUCUCCUUCAAUGCUCCAAAGCUGGGCCUUUCCACAUCUCUGCUCAGUGUGCCCCUGGCCCUGUGUUCUUUGUUCCCAUGUCUACUCAAGCCUUGGCUCUGCUGGCUCAGGUCCCAGAAGCCUGAGCUCUGGAUGGGCAGCUGAACCCUAGAUCCUUUAGAAUGAUGGGCUGCCAGCCAGCACAUACCUAAGCAAGAUCUUUUGCCAGGCCCAGCUCCAGCCUCCUAAUCAGAAGCAGGCAGACAGGGUGUGGCUAGGCAGGGUGGGUUGGGGCAGGGGUGGGGCCCAUUAAUGUCCCUUAGCCUCAGAAGCACCCACUGUCCUGAGCUUCCAGCAGCUUCUUUGGGCCCAGAAAAGGUCAAGGAGCUCCUGGCCCAGGUGCAGCAGGCCAGCCAGGUGGGUUUGGCUGUGCUGGGGACUUGGUGCCACCGCCAGCAGGAGUCUAAGGAGAGCCUAGGCCACUUUCUGGAGGGUCUGGGUACCAUCUUCUCCCAUGAGCCCUGGCUUCAGCUGUGCCGAGAGAAGGGCAGCAAGUUCUGGAGCUGCAAGGCUACCCACCAGCAAGGGUCUGGCACCCCUGGUGUUUCCAGCGAGGACGAGGUCAUGCUUAUCUUCUAUGACCAGCGUAAGGUGCUCCUAUCCCACCUACAUCCACCCACAGUCCUUCCUGACUGCCAGGCUGGAGAGGCCACAGUCAGUGCAGAGGGCCUGGCUGCCAUCUUUGACACAGUUUCACGCAGCGAGGUGCUGUUCUGCAAAGACCAGUUCGAUGAGGGCCCGGUGAGGCUGAGCCACUGGCAAUCGGAAGGUGUGGAGGCCAGCAUCCUCGUUGAGCUGGUGAAGCAGGCUUCAGGGCCUCUCUGCCUGCUGGUGGCCUGCCUGCUGUCAUUGAUCUCAGCUGCAAGUACCUGCCGGCUGUGGAAGCUGUGGCCUCUGCCCUUCAUCGCCAGCAAGCUCUCCACCUGUGAGCAGCUCCGGCACCGGCUCGAGCACCUCACACUUGUCUUCAGUACCCAGAAGGCUCAGAGCCCUGCUCAGUUGAUGAGGAAGGCCAACAUGUUGGUCUCCAUGCUCCUGGAUGUGGCCCUCGGCCUCACUCUUCUGUCCUGGCUCCACAGCAGUAACCGAAUUGGGCAACUGGCCAAUGCCCUCAUCCCCAUGGCUGAUCAUGUAGCUGAGGAGCUCCAGCAUCUGCUACAGUGGCUGAUGGGUGCACCUGCUGGGCUCAAGAUGAACCGGGCACUGGACCAGGUGCUGGGCCGCUUCUUCCUGUACCAUAUUCACUUAUGGAUCAGCUAUAUCCACCUCAUGUCUCCCUUCAUCGAGCGCAUCCUGUGGCACGUGGGCCUCUCAGCAUGCCUGGGACUGACAGUUGCCCUGUCCAUCCUGUCGGACAUUUUUGCACUCCUCACCUUCCACAUCUAUUGCUUCUAUGUUUAUGGUGCCCGGUUGUACUGCCUGAAGAUCUGUGGCCUAUCCUCUCUCUGGCGUCUGUUCCGGGGGAAGAAGUGGAAUGUGCUGCGUCAGCGGGUGGAUUCCUGCUCUUACGACCUGGACCAGCUCUUCAUCGGGACCUUGCUCUUCACCAUCCUGGUCUUUCUCCUGCCCACCACAGCCCUGUACUACCUAGUAUUUACCCUGCUCCGGCUCCUGGUGGUCACUGUACAGGGCUUGAUCCAUCUGCUUGUGGACCUUAUCAACUCCCUGCCUCUGUAUUCACUUGGCCUUCGGCUCUGUCGGCCCUACAGACUAGCAGCUGGUGUGAAGUUCCGCGUCCUGGAGCAUGAGGCAGGCAGGCCUCUCCGCCUCCUGAUGCAGAUAAACCCCCUGCCCUACAGCAGUGUGGUGCACACCUACCGACUACCACGCUGUGGCUGCCACCCCAAGCACUCUUGGGGCUCCCUGUGCCGCAAGCUGUUUUUUGGAGAGCUUAUCUACCCCUGGAAGCAGAGAGGGGACAAGCAGGACUGAGGUGCCUGGCUGUAGCCUUCCCAGUAUUACCGCAUGGCCCACCAUCACACCUUUCAUUCAGGGCAGUAUUGACCAUGGGGCUGAGCUCCAUGUGCUCCUAACUGUUGGCAGAUUUUGUUCCAAGUUUCCAUCCUGAUUCUGGGGCUUCACCAGGCCAUGCCAGGCAACCUACUGCCAGCCCACACUCCUUCCCUCUCUAGCACGAUUGACCUUGGGACCCACCUCUGGUCUACUGUGGUUACCACACUCUGCCCUAUCCCCAGCAACCCCCAAGUCAGCCUCUGGAGUAUGCUAGCAGGUCCCUCUGGCUAUCCCCUAGUGGUGGGUGGAGGGAUACCUCCUGGGAUGUAUUUCUAGGUUAUUGGCAUCUUCCAGCUGCUGCAGCAGAAUGCCCUGUCUGGGGGUAGGAGAGUAGGGGGGUGGGCCAUGGAGCAGCUGCUGACCCUCAAUUCCAGUGAACAAGAGCCCUCACAUGCUGAAUUGAAGAGGGUUUAUCUAUUGGAUCUCCUUGGACCCACAGUGCCCAAGGACUCACAGUGCUCCCAUAGUAUGGGUGUCCCUGAGGUUGUGGUUGUGGCCCUCGUCAGCCAGCAGGCAGUGAAUGUGGCCUCGGAGGGUGAGAGGACAAAGGUCCUCAAUGGUCCAGAAAGUUCUAUGCUGUGGCUAGGAGAGGGCAGCAAGCCCUGUCCAUCUUUGUGGCACUCGGGACUGUCCACUUCAGCCUCUCCACUGCCCAUACUCCUUUGUCUCAGGCUUCAUCAACUCUAAGCCCUUGAUGAAGGAUGUCAACAGAGAUGGAUCUUGAUCUGCCUUUUCCUUUCAUUACAAUAAAACCACAUGUGUUUGGAGUGCUA
This is a messenger RNA of Octodon degus (degu), 2953 nucleotides long. RefSeq names its product phosphatidylinositol glycan anchor biosynthesis class Q (gene Pigq). Bases 420 to 2099 code for a protein of 559 amino acids. NCBI's taxonomy places the organism in Eukaryota, Metazoa, Chordata, Mammalia, Rodentia, Octodontidae. Gene Ontology annotation, cellular component: endoplasmic reticulum; membrane. Gene Ontology annotation, biological process: GPI anchor biosynthetic process. The record is from RefSeq and is a predicted model, not a curated record. The transcript is spliced from 11 exons.